UUGGCCCUCCAGCGACAAAUCAGCGAGUAUCAGCUGCAGAGCGUAGUGAGUCUGGGUCCUCUGUCAGCUCGUGCAUGAGUCACUGAAGAUACUGAAGCUGUCAGUCAAGAUGAGGAGGCUGCCGGUUGUUAUUACGGUGUUACUAACGGUGGGGCUCGCUUAUUACGUUUACAUCCCGAUGCCUGAUGGCAUCCAGGAGCCGUGGAAGCUGAUGAUGCUGGAUGCAGGAUUCCGAACAGCGAUGCACCUGGCCUCUUUGAAGGCUUGGCUGGGCUACGACCAUUACAUCAACUCAGUCAGGCAGUCCACAGAAGGUUUAGAUGGCAUGCUGGAGGGGCUGGGCAGUUCGGAGUCUGGUGGAGAGGUCCUGCCCGGCGUUAAAGUCAGUGACAUCACUUUUGCUGGCGUCCCUGUCCGUGUGUACGAGCCCCCGGCUGGAGGCGAGGGUCAUCUGAGGAGAGGGCUGAUGUAUUUACAUGGAGGCGGCUGGGCCCUCGGCAGCACCAAGAAGGGGGCUUAUGAUACAAUCAACCGGAUGUUGUCCGACGAGCUCAACACUGUUGUGGUCUCUGUUGAGUACCGACUGUAUCCAGAGGUGCACUUUCCUGUGCCGUAUUUAGACUGCCUCAAUGCUGCCAAACACUUCCUGUCCCCAGAGGUUCUGGCCCGGUAUGCCAUCGACCCUGAGCGUGUGGCUGUGGCGGGUGACAGUGCUGGAGGAAACCUGGCUGCUGCGGUCUCUCAGGAGAUUUCCACAGAUGACACCAUUGAAGUGAAAUUCAGCGUCCAGGCGUUGAUCUACCCAGUCGUCCAGGCUCUGGACUUCAACACACCCUCCUACUUGCAGAACCAAUACAUCCCCAUCCUGUACCGGUCCCUCAUGGUCCACUUCUGGCUGCAGUACCUCAGUAUUGACCCCGUGCUGCAGCCCCAGUUUAUGGCGAACAACCACAGCUCCUUAGACCAGACAAACAUCACCCCAGAGCUGAGGGCGCGGGUAGACUGGACCGUCCUCCUGCCCCCCAAACACAAGAAGAACUACAAGCCUGUGAUUGUGGACAAAGGCUUACAGGGGGUGGCGAAGGAGGUGCCGGGGCUGCUGGACGUCAGGGCGUCGCCGCUGUUAGCAGGACCCGAGGUCUUGGCGAAAUCCCCUCGAACAUACAUGCUAACGUGCGAGUAUGACGUGUUGAGGGAUGAUGGCCUGAUGUACGCACGCCGCCUGCAGGACGCGGGCAUCACAGUGACCAUCGACCACUAUGAGCACGGCUUCCACGGAUGUUUCAGCUUCAUAACCUGGCCAAUGGACUUUGAAGUAGGGAAGCAGGCACUCAGGGGUUACCUCAACUGGCUGCAGAACAACUUGUAAGAGUGUGUAUCCGUGUGUGAGAGUGUCUGUAUGGGUGCAUGCAAGCGUGUGUGUGUUUCUCUGAAUGUGCACUAGUCCUUGCUUUGUGAAUCAUUGCGUGCUAAGGGCUAAUACAUCCACUCUUUGUUUCAAAAUAAAUAUGUGCAUCUCAAUAAAUUAUAAUAUCAUAGAAAGUUUAUUUAUGUCAGUAAUUCAAUUAAAAAAGUAGAAAUAACACAUUAUAUAGAUCCAUUACACACAGAAUGAAACAUUUCAUGUCUUAAUUUAUUUAGUAUCUUCUAAUUAUAAUGAUUAUGGCUUACAUUUAAUGAAGACCUUAAAUUCAGUGUUUCAAAAAAAAUAUGAUACUAUGACUUGAACUAUUGGAAAUUGACUUUUCCAUCAUAUUCUAAUUUAUUGAGAUGCACCUGAAAGCUCAGGGCCCUCACACCACCUCGGUACAUAUGAAGUUCACGUGACAUUUGGAAAUUCUUUCAAGUCUGUUAGAAGUGUAACCUGAGAAGGGCAAAUAUGUUAAUGUUACAUGGCAACACUGUGACCAACUAACAGAAAUAACUCAAUAGAUGCACAGCCACAAGCUUUCCACUAAUGGACACAUUAAUCAGUAGGAACCACAUCAUUACACUGAUUCCCAUCCACGCCGCAAACACAUUUCACAAGAGUUAUAAUUGAUUUUAUACUGAACUUUCAGAAUAAAACUAAUAAAAGUGGUUUCAACUGUUUCACACUUUCCUCAUGAAAAACAAACCAUUUAUCUGACACAGCAAGUUACAUUUUGUCCAACCACUUUGGGACAAGGUGAAAUAUCUCAACCACUAUUGGAUUGAUUGCAGUUUUGUACAGGCGGUCAUGUCGCCCAAAGGAUUAAUCCUAAUGACCCAGGUGACCCCGACCUUUCCUCUAGCGUCACUACAAGGUUCAUAUAUGCAGUUUUCACUGAAAUGUGUUGACAGCUGCAAGAUUCAAGAUUAUUUUUUAUUCACUUGGAUUUGGUUUUUCUUGCCCCAGUUAAAACUGUUUUAUUUAGAAAUUAUCAAAUAACAACAACUAAGCGUCCUUGGGUUUUUAAGCAUCCUUGGGUUUUUUGAAAGGCACUAUAUAAAUCUAAGCUAUUAUUAUUAUUAUUAUUAUUAUUAUUAUUACUAUUAGUAAUAAUAAUAAUAAUAAUAAUAAUAAUAAUUACUACAUGCACAGCAGGCUACACCGUAGGGGUUUUGGCCACGUCCUCUAAUGAUACCCAACUAAACUUCUGUUCCCAGGAUAAUUGAAAUGUUCAUUUCAGCUAAUUAACUUUUCGCUUUUUUUGUCAUGGGCACCUGAUCAGUACUGCGCAUGUGCAACGCUCAAUAGAGAUAACAAUGAAGCAAGAGGGCUCACUCCUUUUUCCAUCAUCAGCUCUGGUAAAAAAUAAAAAUGGCAUGAUGCAAUUGGCAUGAAAAUAUGACAUGCACCUUCCUGUUCCCCUCAGAAUCAUUGUAAUAACAAUCCAGCGCCAUAAUCAGGUCAAAACUGUAAUUUGCUUCCAAACUAAUGACAUUCCCACCAGCCUCAGCGUUCACUUUUUAUGUUAAAUGCUAAUUAUGAAACAUAGUAACAUGCUACACUGAGAUGGUGAACAUGAAUAACAUUACCUAUUUAGCAUCAUCAGGUUUUGACUUGUAGUAAAAAAGAACAAUGUAAACAUCAAACAUGGGCUGGAUAACAUUUGUAAUUUAUAUUUUUUAAUAGAGAGUUUAUACCCUCUCCUGUGGGCUUCUUGUGUGUUCAUGCAGCGGUGGUAAAUACAACGAGAAGGGGAUGUCUUCCCUGUCAGACGAUGCUUGACAAUCAUUAGCAAAAUGCACUUUUUACUUAAGUUUCUUCCCAUUUAUUCAGAUGUUCUGUGUUUCUGAACAGGGCAUAUGUUUACCAUGAAUCGAAUGUUUUGUGAUUUAAAUGUCUCAAAAGUAAUAAUUAUGCAACAUGAAUGGAUCACUUAAGUUGCUUUCAUUUAACAAUAAUAGUCCAAAAAAGAGUAAUAUAUCAUGUUACCUAUGAUCUGCUCUGUUGGGUAUGCACUGGCUAAAGAUAUGUCAGAAGUCUACAAAUAUUGAACAACUCCUAAAUGUUGCAGGACAUCUGGUGCCACACUUUUUUCAAUUACGCAUAGUUAAACUGAAGGGCUUCUAAAUUAUGUAAUCUUUCCUCUUGAUUUAAUUUUCCUGUCUUAUAAACAUAUUUUGUGGGACACAAACUUCCUCCGUGUCUCUGCUCUGUCCGCUGUUGUGAUUUAUGAAGUCAAUAAAAACUGUGAAGUCAUA
Centropristis striata (black sea bass) is the source of this 3669-nucleotide messenger RNA. RefSeq names its product neutral cholesterol ester hydrolase 1a (gene nceh1a). Gene Ontology annotation, molecular function: carboxylic ester hydrolase activity. Gene Ontology annotation, cellular component: membrane. The coding region runs from base 110 to 1369 and encodes 419 amino acids. Lineage: Eukaryota; Metazoa; Chordata; Actinopteri; Perciformes; Serranidae. The transcript is spliced from 5 exons. The record is from RefSeq and is a predicted model, not a curated record.